Messenger RNA from Musa acuminata subsp. malaccensis (wild Malaysian banana), 1635 nucleotides. RefSeq names its product probable amino acid permease 7. Lineage: Eukaryota; Viridiplantae; Streptophyta; Magnoliopsida; Zingiberales; Musaceae. Gene Ontology annotation, biological process: amino acid transmembrane transport. The record is from RefSeq and is a predicted model, not a curated record. Gene Ontology annotation, cellular component: membrane. Gene Ontology annotation, molecular function: amino acid transmembrane transporter activity.
ACAUUUGGUCCACCUAACCGUAGCAGCAGUAGCCAUUGAUGACUGAUCCAUUGGCUCCCCGGUGGAAGAUCCCCUCCAUCUCCUUGGGUCUGCUUGACGAGGCAUGGCUGGAGAAGAGGAAGAAGGGAGCUCCCCUUUGCUGUUGAAGCUUCCAAAAGCAUCAGAGGAGCAGGAAGAGCAUGUGAACAGAAGUGGCACCAUAUGGACAGCCAUCGCCCACAUAAUAACAGCAGUGAUCGGCGCCGGAGUUCUCUCUCUGGCGUGGAGCAUGGCUCAACUGGGUUGGAUCGCUGGCCCCAUAGUCAUGGUGCUCUUUGCUGCAGUCACUCUGAUCCAAUCAACGCUGCUCGCGGAUUGCUACAGAACACCCGACCCUGAGGAUGGACAUCUCAGGAACCGCCACUACAUGGAUGCUGUGAGGCUUUUCUUGGGUGAGAGAAGUGUUUGGAUUUGUGGGUUCCUUCAGCAACUAAGCUUGUACGGUGCAGGGUUAGCCUACACCAUCACAGCUGCCACCAGCAUGAGGGCCAUUCAGAAAUCAGAUUGUUAUCAUAGAGAAGGCCGAAAUGCUGCAUGCUCAUAUGGAGAGAGCUUUUACAUGCUGCUGUUUGGAGUUGUUCAGAUAGUUUUCUCCCAGAUACCUGACUUCCAUGAAAUGGCAUGGCUCUCUAUUUUUGCAGCCAUCAUGUCCUUCAGCUACUCUUUCAUUGGAUUCGCACUUGGCCUGGCCAAAGUGAUUGGAGAUGGAACAAUAAAAGGUGGGAUCGGAGGCAUUCCCAUGGCAUCUACAGCACAGAAAGUGUGGCGGGUUUCUCAAGCGCUGGGAGACAUAGCAUUUGCCUACCCAUACUCGAUUAUUCUCUUUGAAAUAGAGGAUACACUGAAAUCGCCGCCGCCGGAGAACCAAACGAUGAAGAAAGCAUCCAUGACCUCCAUUUUUAUCACCACAUCCUUCUACCUCUGCUGCGGCUGUUUCGGCUACGCCGCCUUCGGCAAUGACACUCCGGGAAACCUCUUGACAGGAUUUGGAUUUUACGAACCCUACUGGCUCAUCGACUUCGCCAAUGCUUGUAUUGUCCUCCACCUCGUGGGAGGCUAUCAGGUUUACUGCCAGCCAGUGUUCUGUUUCGUGGAGAGAUUGGCUGCAGGGAGGUUCCCCAACAGUGGGUUCGUGAACAAGCUGUACACGAUCCGGUUGCCAUUGUUGCCACCGUGCAGAACGAAUCUGUUCAGGCUGUGCUUUAGAACAGUGUACGUGGCGACCACAACAGGCCUCGCCAUGUUCUUUCCCUACUUCAAUCAGGUGUUGGGACUGUUGGGAGCCUUCGGCUUCUGGCCCCUGGCCGUGUACUUCCCCGUGGAGAUGUACCUUGUGCAAAAGAAGAUAAGAGCUUGGACGAAGAAAUGGGUUCUUCUUCAGAUGUUCAGUGUUGUCUGCUUGCUUGUUAGCAUAUUUGCCUUCAUUGGAUCAGUUGUUGGAGUGAUCAGUGAGAAGCUAAGCUAACCUUCUUCCCGCUCCUCCAAAUGAUCAGAUUUCCUUUGUAUAUACGCCUAUAUAUUAUGCCUUUCAAGUGUAACAUUCAUAGGAAAGGAAACUCAUUUAAAAUUGGUGAUAAACAAACAAAAGAUAGCUAA